Molecule: messenger RNA, 5728 nt
Organism: Schistosoma haematobium
Lineage: Eukaryota; Metazoa; Platyhelminthes; Trematoda; Strigeidida; Schistosomatidae
Product: ER degradation-enhancing alpha-mannosidase-like protein 2
Exons: 6
Coding region: 3623-4207 (194 amino acids)
Biological process (GO): Ras protein signal transduction
Cellular component (GO): plasma membrane
Molecular function (GO): GTP binding; GTPase activity; GDP binding
Source: RefSeq, a predicted model, not a curated record
UUUCUGUGGUAAUUUCAAAAACAAUAGCCGUUGAGACUUUGUGCCGACGUUGACUUUCGUUUGUUGCUUUACGUAGUAAAAUCCUCCCCACUCACUCCACGCAAAGUACCUUCUGACUACAUGCAAGCCGCCACAUAACGUUGCUUAAUCUUUUUACUCAGAGUCAUUAACCACGUAUUGCUUGUAAUCGAUCCUAAAAGCCAAGUGAAACUACAUUAAAAGUUCUUUAGGAUUUUUAUAUUUCACAUUAAAAUAGUCUUAUGUGGAUCCAACAUAUAUUCACCCGUUAAAUUGUUGGAAAGCUAUUUUAUCUUUUUGGAUUGCUGUUUCUCUUGAGGAUUUUAGUUUUAGUGUGCAUAGUUGGUUCCCAUAAGCUAUGUAUGUGGAAAAUCCUUCUUGGUGGUGGUGUUAUCAAAUUUAGUUCAUUUAAACGAGCUUUGUAUUUAACUGAUCCUAAGGUCGUAUCAAUUUAUUUCCAAUGAAAUGUUUGUCAAAUACGUCUAGAUCCACGUUUGUGUUACUGUUAUUUUGCCCCUUUCAAGACGUCCUUAAUGAUUUAUUGCCCUUUUUCUAGCAGGCUUUUUCUCUGUUGGUCAUUAGGUUUUGGUUGUAUGCAUUUACAGACAACUGGAAGCCAUACUGACUAAAUGUCACCAUUCGCCAAGUAGAUUGUCUGUAACAAAUCCGUGAUAAAAUUCCAAUAUCUUUGUCACUAACGUGUGUAAAUCAAUUGGUUUCCUUACACCCUCUUGUUUCAGUACCGUUCCAUGUAAUUGGUAAUGUUCAAUGGGUGUUAGUCUAGUCACUCGACUGCACUAAUUUUAAUAAUUCUGCUAGUUAUUUGCAGAUUUGAUUAUUCUUUAGUUCGAGUGAGUGCAUUUGUUUCAGUACAUUAGGGAUCCUGGAUACCGGCAGCUAUCAGAUCAUCAGACGGGGCUGGUUGUUUGUAAUUCAAAGAUAACAAAGUGAUAAUUCGAUUUCUAUAAGAUGAAUAUUUCAGAAAUCAUAAGUUAGUUAAUUGGUAGUGUGGACAGCAUGAGAAGACCGAAAUGUAAAACAAGGGAAAAUGGAGAUGAUAAUAAGCAAGACAGGAAUUAGUGUGAUAUGAUAAUUUUCAGUAAAUAUCAUCAUUUUCAUCUUAAUUGUGUCGUGAUAUGGUGAUAAUAGCAUUAGUGUAUUAUGAGACCAACCAAACACAGCUGGCUCAAAUGAGAAAUGGUAAUCCAUGGAUUGGCACGUGUUUGUUAAGUCUCCUCCUAAAGCCGUCCACUGAAGGGGUUGUGGUCACUUCGCCUGGGAAAGCAUUCUAAAUAGGAGCAACUCUUAAUGAGAAAAAGUGAGAGCGUGCCUGGGUUCUUGUUCUUUAAUGUGCAGUUUUUGGUGAGUUGCUUUGAGAAGCGUAGUGGUAAUGUUCUGAUAGGAUACUCGUGUUGGGGUGACUUGGUGUACUUAAUAUAUAUGCCAUUAUCAGGUCGCUUCUUAUUCUCCUGUAGCUCAACGAAAAUAAUCUCAGGUGUUGAAGUCAGUCUUGGUAAGAUUUGUUUUAGACCCGCCACACGUUUGGUUCCCUUUCUCUGUACUUGAUCGAAGAGAUUCAUGUCUCGAAAAAGGGAAGGUGCAAAAAAAUUGUGGACUUCAAGGUAGAGCUGUGUGUACGUUUUGAAGAGAGUUAAGAAUAACUCUGGGGUUACUGUGUUGAGUUGUCUCCGGUUAAAGUGAAGAGUCACGUUUACUUUGCCUGCAUCCUUUCCAUAGUUUUAACUUGUGUCCAAGUUCUCUGUGGUUAAUAGCCCGUGAUCACCCUCUGAGGAGACAAUCGGGGUCGGAUUUCCAUGGCGUAUGCAAGUUCUUUGUGUCGAAUAGGCCAGAAUGUUUAUGACAUGAUAUUUCUACAGGUUAUUUCUUAACUCAUUGUUUGUUUCCCAUUUUAUUGUUGUAAGGUCAGUCGCGGAAAUCUCAACAGAGGUAGAUAGUACAGAAUGGAAUUACCUAUUUCUGGUAUUCUAUCGUCUCUAGUUAUGUAUCAAAGAUUCAGUUUAAGUUAAAGUGGUGGACACGGAGAGCCUACCUAGGGAAGUUGGAAAACACUGGUUCCAAACCAAUAGUCCACAUGGGUUCCAGUAUUCUGAAGGAACAAACGGCAUAUGAACCAAUCGUUGGUCACCGGCUACCAUGGGACUGCAUUUCCUGACAUUGCUCCACUGUCUUAAUGUUCAGACCUUUAGAUCGAAGGCUCCGGGUGUGGCCUCCUAAGAAAACCACCCGCUUCGGUUUGGGCACCUAGGAAGUACUCCAGCCCUCACACAAAUCAAAUGAGAUUUAUGUGGCGCAUAUGUAUCUGGUGCCUUCUUGUACCAAUAUUUAUGUGUUUAAAUAAAAAAAAUAAAGCUGCUAUCACGUCGCACCAGAAACCAUCCUGUUGCUUUAUGAUCGGGAAUAAUUAGGAGGUUAAACACGUGUACUCGUCAGAAAACACUUCAUUUUCAUUCUUACCCUUAAUUUCUAUAGGUGUUUACAAGGAAAUGAAGAAGUUAAUCAAUAGGGAUGAGGCCUCUUCCCAUGGAUCAUACUAAACACUGGAAUAUGUCAAAGUUAGGGGCGACUGUAGUGACAUCGGUUACAUAACCCUUGCAAUUUGUAACGUGUAAAACGUGUCCAUCAAUCUUAAAUUUUCAUCUUAACGAUCAUCCUCGAUUCCCAUAACUUCUUUAUAUAUACAGUGCUGUUUUCUGUACCCCCGAUACGUAUAUGAGAAUAAUCGAUAUGCCCUCUCGAGCCAUUUAAAGUCAGACUAAUCAGUCAUGCGACGCAACUUAUAGAGCGAACUAAGGACACCACCAUCCAGUAGAGAACAUCGUGAAUCACUACAUACACAAAUAGUAUGCGUUACAGGAGAAGCUCAAAGUGUCUAACUGACUGUAAACUGUUACUGUGAACAUUAUUAUUUUUACUGGGUUUUGGAUAUGACUUUUACCCAAACUUCGGACGUAUUUGUUCAUAAUUUUGACCCUGACCUCUCGCUAUUUGAGUCGUAAGUUACGUGUGUACUAGUCGACUAUGCUUCAAAAACGUACCAGGGCAGAAAUCAGACUUUACCAUAUAUGCGCUUGCAACUUUAAGAAUCCAGUAAAUUGUCCAGGCAGUAAGAUCGAGAAUAAAAUAUCCGGAACUUAGGUUUUGUAAAUACUGACUACAAUUAAAAUUGUAUAAUGGAUGAUUAGAUAUCACAAAGAGGGCCGAAAACUGAUAGAAAAAUCGAACUUCACAGGGUGAAAUGGCGAUUUCCACCGUUUUCCAUACUUCAUCUGUUUUAUAAAAUUAAACUUUUCAGCAAAAGGUGAGAGGAUACCUCAGUUCUCGAAGUUGUUUAUUUAACAUCAUAUAAUAAAUUAUAUUCAAUACCUUCUUUGUUUAGUAAAUGUUAAUAUUAUUUUCUCCUUUUCAGACAAUUAUUUGAAUCUAUCUCAGUGUAUUGAAACUAAGGAGACAAAAUCAUUUGACUCCUGAUAAUCUUUAUCUGCAACAGUAAUACUAACAAUUAAGGUGUACAAAACAGAAGGGAACGGAACUUAUUUAUAUUUUCACAAGAAAAGUAGAAAUUAUUUAUUGAAUUUUAGUCAAAAUGACAUUACCUUUGGAACGCAUCUAUAUUGGUAUGUUAGGUGUUGGGACUGUUGGUAAAAGUGCAUUAACAUUGCAAUUUAUGUAUGACGAAUUUGUUGAUGAAUAUGAACCAACAAAAUCGGAUUCUUAUCUGAAAAAAGUUUCUUUAAGAGGAUAUGACGUAGAAGUUUCAGUUCUUGACACAGCCGGUCAAGAAUCAUAUGCCGGUAUAACAGAAACAGCUUAUCGUACUUGUGAUGGAUUCAUUAUUGUAUUUUCAAUAACUGAUUUAGCUUCAUUUUGCGCUGUUAAUGACUUUAUGGAAAAAAUUGCUCUUCUUCGAGAAUUAGGACAUGUUCCAAUUAUACUUGUUGGCAAUAAAGUAGAUUUAGCGAAUCAAAGGAAUGUGUCACAGAGAGAAGCUUUCGAAUAUGCUGCAAGAAAGAAUAUAGAAUACAUUGAAACUUCAGCUAAAACAAAUCACAAUGUUCAACAGGUAUUCUAUAAGAUGGCCAAAGCGGUAGUUGACAUGAAACAUGCAAAUACUCAACCUCAAAUACAACAGAAUAAAUCACGUGAUGACGGUUGUUGCUGCGUUUUAUAAAUCUUGAAACUAAAAAUCAAAAGAAUAGUUUCCAAAAAUCUAAAGAAAAUAUCUAUAUCAUUUAAUGAACAAAUUUUAAAAAAAAUAAUAAGUUGAGAAUGUGCACAUGAAAAUAUUGUUUAUUUAUGUUUAGAAGACUAGAAAGUCUUUGAGUUUUUUUCUAUCAUGCACUGUAACCCCUUUUGCUUGUUUCUUUGUUUAACCCAUCUCUCUUUUUUUUUUUGUACACUUCAAAAUUAUUUAUUUAUUCUGAUGAUGAUGACGAAUUACUUUCAUUUUAAAUUGAUCCUCUUUCUUUUUUCCCCUGGUGUUUUUUUUGUGUGUGUGUUAAGAAUUUCUCAAUUGCUUCUACCAUCUUGUUGUUAUAUCAGUAGUUAUCUUCAAGAAACUAAAAACAAAACAAAACAUAAACAUUACUUGCUGUAAUAGCCUAUCAUAUAAAGUAAUGAAAAAUUGUUUUUAUUUAUAAUGAACUAGACAUUUUUUCAUGUCUCAUUUAAGCUUAUUUCAUAUUUGUUGAAAUCUGUGUAUAUUUGAAUUUAAAAUGUACUACUAAUACUAAUUAUUGAAAGUAGUACAGACAAGACGCUAUGUAUUAUUAUUAUUAUUAUUAUUAUUAUCUAAUCAUGUAUGUAAUAUGAAAGUUUGUUGUUUCUUCUCUUUUGUUUUGUCAUUAUUUAUUCCUUUUUAAUGAAAAUAAAAAUCAAUUCAAUUUUUUGUUUGUUUUAUGAAACCAUGAACCGCCACUUUUUUUCAGUUCAAUUUUUAAAUGAAGGUUGUUUGUUUUUUUAAAUUCGAACUAAUUCAUUAAUAAUAAUAGAUCAUUCACAUGUAAUACACAAUUGUAACGUACCGUAUUCUUUUGUUUGUUUGUUUUUUUUUAAUAUAAAAAAAGACUAUUUUUCAAACGGUGUUGUUUUUGAAGGUGCUUUCGCUUUUUAUGAUGAUUUAACAUUUACCUCGUUUCAUAUAUUCUAAUUAUAAGUUAGCUAACUGAUUAUACUUUUAAAAAGUGAACUGCAUUUUCAUUCAUUAUCAGUAUGUAUUUUGUAUGUGUAUUUUUUUUGAAUGAAAUUUAUUUGUUUCUAUCAGAAAAAAAUUAAUGAAAUUGCAUAAUAAUAAUAAUUAAUGGACUGAUUGGUUUAUAAACAUUUUUUUCCCAUUAACAAACUAACUAUUACUAACCAAAUAACUGAUUAUUAAAGUGUUGAAAUUUAUAAAAAUCUAUUUUGUUUAGCUUUAGAAUGAUUCAAGUUCCAUUGAAUGGUCAUCAGAUAGGAUUAAGCAUGCAAAUUUAAAUCACCAUGUGAUAAGCAUUUCAUCAUUUAAAUCAUUUCAAUUCAUAAGAACGUUUGUCCAAAUUUUGAACGAAUAGUUUCACAGUAUUUGGGUGCCGAGUUAAUGUGAAACAUUAAAGAGGAAGAAUGUAUUUGUUAAAUCCUCGGCGAAAGAAUUUGAAUUAAAUCCAACGUUUCGCCUGGCAAUCUGGUCUAAGCUUUUUCAAGGAAAAUAUAAUCAAAC